CACACCCCUCGUGGUAUCUAGGCUCUCCGGAGGGAGUGCCGUCCCGUCCAGACAAGGCAAGGCCCCGGAGAGCCCGGCGGAGGUGGAUUGGGAUCCGCCCCUGGCCCGCUCGAUCCUGAUCGAUUGCCGUUCAGCCUGGCUACGGAUAAUAGAAUGAUUCGAAUCUGAUUGAUCAUCUGGCUAUUGCUAACUACUAGUUGCUACUGCCCUGCCUGCACCUGCUCCGCACGGGUGGGGGAAGAUGACAGCGCUCUCUGACAGGUCGACCCAUGGAUGAGGAUCGUAUCCCAAUGCAACCUCGGGGACUUCCCCUCACGACCGUCCCGUCCAUAUAGGAACGCCGCAUCCCCUGCCGGCUGCCUCCUUUGCCCUCCUCUGCUCAUUCCCACCUGCCCAGUCCAGUCCUCUCCUGUUUCCGUCUUUCUCCCUGUCUUUCACCAUGUCUGAAUCCACCCAUCCCGGCAAGCCCGCCGUCAUCGAGAACCGCCUCUUCAUCAACGGCGAGUUCGUCCCCUCCCGCUCCGGCAAGAAGUUCGACCUGUACAACCCGGCCACGGAGGCUCUGAGCGCCUCCGUCUACGAGGCUGACGGCGAGGAUGUCGACCGGGCCGUCGCGGCAGCCAAGGCGGCCUUCCCCGCGUGGUCCGAGCUGGGCGGAAUGCAGCGAGCCGUCUACCUGAACAGGUGGGCAGACCUGCUGGAGAAGAACCUGGCGGAGAUCUCAUAUCUGGAUGCCAUCUGUAUGGGCAAGCCCGCGUAUAACGAUGCCAUUGCCCACUACAUCCCCACGAUCGUGCGCUUCUUCGCCGCGAAAGCCUUCGACGUGACGGGCGAAUCGUCGCUCAACACCCCCGACUUCAUCAACAUCAGCCUGCGCCAGCCCUUCGGGGUGUGCGGCGCCAUCAUCCCCUGGAACGGGCCCUGCGUGAUGCUCGUGCAGAAGGCCGCGGGGGCGCUGAUCACGGGCAACACCCUCGUGAUGAAAUCGUCCGAGAAGGCGCCUCUCAGCUGCCUCGUGGCCGCCCGAUGUGCCCGCGAAGCCGGCCUUCCCGCGGGCGUCUUCAACCUGCUCAACGGCUACGGCCGGCCCUGCGGCGAAGCCAUCGCGCGGCACCUCGAGAUCCGCAAGAUCUCCUUCACGGGGUCCACCCUCACCGGCAAGGCCAUCCAGCGCAUGGCCGCGGAAUCGAACCUGAAAAGCGUCACCCUGGAGCUGGGCGGCAAAUCGCCGCUGGUGAUCUGGGACGACGCCGACCUGGCCAAGGCCGUGCCCGCCGCGGCGACCUCCAUCCUGCUCAACACGGGGCAGGCCUGCUUCGCCAGCUCGCGCAUCUACGUGCACCAACGCAUCGCGCCGGACUUCCUCGACCGGCUGACGAGCGCGAUGACGGCGCACGGGGCCAGCGGCGACCCGCUCGCGCGCGACACCACCCGGGGCCCCCAGGCGGACAAGCAGCAGUUCGAGCGGGUCAUGUCGUAUCUCUCCCUCGCCCGCGACGGCCACAUCACCACGCCCCUGGGCGGCACCCGCGGCCCGGAACCGGGCUACUUCAUCGCGCCGACCAUCCUGACGGACGUCCCGGAGACCUCGAGGCUCAUGAAAGAGGAGAUCUUCGGCCCGGUGGUGAUCGUGAACACCUUCCACGACGAGGACGAGGUGAUGCAGAAAGCGAACGACACCGAGUACGGGCUGUACGCGAGCGUGUUCACGCGCGAUCUGGGGCGGGCGUUGCGGGCGGCCAAGCGGCUGGAGGCGGGCACAGUGGGGGUCAACUGCACGAGUCCGACCCUGGCGUUCGACAUGCCGUUUGGGGGUCGAUAUGCGAGUGAUUAUUGGACCGAGUUGAAGUCGGUGUUGAUUUCGUUGUAG
This is a messenger RNA of Aspergillus heteromorphus CBS 117.55, 1870 nucleotides long. RefSeq names its product aldehyde dehydrogenase family protein. The transcript is spliced from 3 exons. The record is from RefSeq and is a predicted model, not a curated record. The coding region runs from base 440 to 1870 and encodes 476 amino acids. Gene Ontology annotation, molecular function: aldehyde dehydrogenase (NAD+) activity. NCBI's taxonomy places the organism in Eukaryota, Fungi, Ascomycota, Eurotiomycetes, Eurotiales, Aspergillaceae.